Molecule: messenger RNA, 1314 nt
Organism: Oryza sativa Japonica Group (Japanese rice)
Lineage: Eukaryota; Viridiplantae; Streptophyta; Magnoliopsida; Poales; Poaceae
Product: ATP-dependent Clp protease proteolytic subunit 6, chloroplastic
Biological process (GO): protein quality control for misfolded or incompletely synthesized proteins
Cellular component (GO): endopeptidase Clp complex
Molecular function (GO): ATP-dependent peptidase activity; serine-type endopeptidase activity; ATPase binding
Source: RefSeq, a predicted model, not a curated record
ACUCCUCAGUCCUCGCCUCGGCUCGGCUCCCUCCCACGCUCCAGCUCCGCCUCCAAUGGCGCCUAUGGCCAUCUCCACCCCGCUCGCCCUCCGCGCCUCCCCGACCCGCCUCCUCUCCCGCAGGCGGAGCGGAGCCAAAUCAGGCGUGGCUCUCCCAGGUCCACAAUUUGUACCACCUGGUAUUUCUUCAAAGUUGGACGAGAGGAUACAUUGUCAUUCUUCUCUGAGGAAAAAUACAAUUGUAGCAUCAGAGAAUGAAAAUCCACCUUUAAUGCCUGCCAUAAUGACUCCUGCUGGUGCUCUUGAUCUGGCAACUGUAUUGUUGGGGAACCGCAUUAUCUUCAUUGGUCAAUAUAUUAACUCGCAAGUAGCACAGCGUGUAAUAUCACAGCUUGUCACACUUGCUGCUGUUGAUGAAGAGGCUGAUAUUCUGAUCUACCUGAACUGCCCCGGCGGAAGUCUCUACUCCAUCUUAGCAAUUUAUGAUUGCAUGUCCUGGAUCAAGCCCAAAGUUGGAACAGUGUGCUUUGGUGUUGUUGCUAGCCAGGCAGCAAUUAUACUUGCUGGCGGUGAGAAGGGAAUGCGUUAUGCCAUGCCAAAUGCUAGAGUAAUGAUUCAUCAACCUCAAGGUGUAUCAGAGGGUAAUGUGGAGGAGGUGAGGCGACAGGUUGGGGAAACCAUUUAUGCUCGUGAUAAAGUUGAUAAGAUGUUUGCUGCUUUUACUGGGCAAACCUUGGAUAUGGUACAACAGUGGACAGAGAGGGAUCGUUUCAUGUCUUCAUCUGAAGCCAUGGACUUUGGACUAGUUGAUGCCCUGCUGGAAACAAGAUACUAACAAACAAACACUUAGGCACAGUUUGAUUAGCAGAGGCUGGUACAAGGAUUGUGAAACUGGAGCUGAAGUUGAGAUUUUCGCCGUCCUUCUAGUUCAAGGACUCCAAUGACAGGAGGCUGGAUCUGCGAGACUUGAAUGCAUCGCCAUCGCUCCUAUGAGCAAAACAUCUCUGCGUUGAGUGUGAUUUUUUGCUCUUCUUUUUUGGAUCUGGUUUUACAUGCCGCCAGCCUAUGGUCUCAAUGCAUUGGUCCUGCUAAUGUUUAGUGUAGACCAGAUGAUCCUUUAGACAGCAAAACAUCAGUUAUUACUCCGUAGAUUUUCCCAUGAGCUGAUUCCAGACUGUGUGCAACUUUUGUGUUCCAAUUGCAAAGUUUGCAACCCAACCCAACCCAACACAUGGGCUGAUGGGCUGUUGACAAAGGAGAGAUUUUACACUUCACAUAUGUCAAACUAAAUAAAUACUCCCCCGUUCCUAAAUA